CCGAAAAUGGAGGAAAUGUGUGAAGUCGCUGCUUUGUGUUUUCGCCUGUGUUUUGGCUGCAGCUAGCUAACCUAGCUAAUUUAGCUAGCUUCCAGUGAAUUACUAAUUUAUGCAUACUUUGUGAAAUGCAAUACUGAGCUAGUUUAAUCAUCGGAUAGUACAUUAGAUUCUCAAACGGUGUGUUGGAGUGUCCCUGCAGCCCCGUGUUGAACCGACUGAGCUAACGGAAUAAGACCAUGGUGUUAUGAUUCCAAACGGAGUCCACCUAUCACAGAGGAACAGGUUAAUAUCUUUCAUGUUCGAGUCAAUGACCACUAUGGUGGAAAAGGCUUGAGGACAACUUUAUUCCUACACACCAAAAGUACUUGAAGGAAAACAACCUGGAGGAAAAUCAAGGAAGGAACAAACCACAACAUCUAAAGUUUAGAGGACCACUGGGAAAGGAGAGGACAGGAGUGUGGAGAGGGUGAGUUGGGGAUGGGGUUGAAGAGCCAAAGGAGGACGUCAUGGUUCACAGCGGCUCUGCAUCCCCAAUGACAACAUCAUCCUCUCAUUUAACUGUUCCUGCUUCAGCACCUUCUCUGCAAGGAGCUCCACCUCUGGUGCCUCCACCUGGAGAUACUACCCAUCAAGACCUAACCCAGACUCCUUCCAAACCCCUCCACACAGACCUUUCUUCAAACUCAGAAUCAACACAGCCCUCGACUCUAAUUCCUGCUGAUACCAAGCCCCAUGUUGUAAUCCCAGCAGAAGCACUUACUACCUUUUCAAGCCCAGCGUCAGCCUGCUCCGCUCAACAGACACCUACCGCAUCUCAGGGCUCAGUUAAUGGCCGCACGUCCGGCAGGAAGAGGACCCCUAAAGCCUGUGACUGCUGUGGCCCCAACAGUGCAGGACACAAUGCCCAUACUUCGGGCAGAGGAAGGGGGAGAGGGAGAGGAAGGGGGCUUAGUAGGGACCUCGGGGACACCCCAAAAAGGAAAGUGGAUGGCCAGCUAACAAGGAUAAAGUGUUUUGAUUUGGCCAAGGAGGCAGUUAAGGAAGCAGAGUGUGACCAUGAUCGAUAUGAGAAGGUGCAAAGGACUGUAGUCGUUGCUGAUACUGAGUCAGAAGCUCCUGGUGCUCCACCCGUCACAGUCUCCCUGCAGGAGGGACCAAUAAAGAACUAUGUUGCUCCAGAGAAAAAAGAUGGGCAGAUUAAGGGCGAUGUGUUGAUAGAAGGGUUAGGUGGGAAAGUAGGCAGUUGUAGCAGGGAUGUUGCAAUGCUAGGAAUGGCAGGCAGGGGAAUCCCAUUAGUUAGAGGGAGAGGGACGAGGGGAAGGGCGAUGGCUACGUCUGCAUCAAAAAUGGAAGUAGAUGGUGAAAGAAAGUGGGCAGGUUUAAGUGGUGUUGUCAUUCAUUCAAAAAGCCAUGCAAUAUCUCCAGUCGUUUCAAUGCAGAAGCAGGGUCAAAACAAUGAUUCAGAUAUUGUACAUGGAGAGCAAACUUGCCCCAGCUCAGUUAAUUCUCCCAUUGCAAAUGGAGACACUGUAAACCUGAGUGACACUGAGGAGGAGACGAAAGAGGGUAACGUGAUGACGAGUGUAACGAAAAAUGGACUUGUAUCUAUCUCACUGCUGUGCAGUCCAGGUUCAAUGUCAGGGUCUCCCAAGGACCUGGACUCUGAGAUGCAGGUGGACAAGACACCUGACAGAACUGUACCAGUAACUCGGUCCAAUGGAAAAGAAGACGCUUCACCAACAAAUGACCACUGCUCCACACUCAUGGAGGUGGAUGCUUCUCACCCAACUCCGGUUGCUCCUUCGUUCCAGGGACCAAUCACAGUGUGCAGCAUGCAGCACAGCUGGGCAUUAAGAGACCACCGGCUGUACUGUAACUCUGAAACCUGGGACAGGGCGGGGGUGGAGGAGGUGUGGGGCAAAGAACCCUCAGAAGGAACCAAUGGACAAGUGAUAGAUGGAGAGAGGAAGAAUAAAGAAAGCCUGGAGCAGCUUACGGAUAUGAUCCACGAGUUUCUGGAGAGCUUUUACAUGAAGUAUGGAAGUUUUAAUCCUCUAAGUGAGAAUGAUGUCCUGGAACACCUGAAGAAGAAAGGCAACACUCACCUCAGCAACCGGGGCCUGGACAUCAAAAGGGAGAUGACUCGGUACAGGGCGGGGCUGGCCUCUGCUCCUAUCGCAGGCUUCAUGUUGUCGUAUAACAAACACACCCUGGGCUUGGAGGACCUCAGCACACUGGAGGAACAAAACUGGCUCAAUGACCAGAUCAUCAACAUGUAUGGAGAACUCAUCAUGGAGGCAACACAACACAAGGUUCAUUUUUUCAACAGCUUUUUCCACAAGCAGCUUGUUGCCAAGGGUUACGAGGGUGUGAAGAGAUGGACUAAAAAAGUUGACCUGUUCUCCAAGUGGCUGCUGCUCUUCCCCAUCCAUUUAGAAAUCCACUGGUCUCUCAUUACGGUCACCAUGGCAACCAAAACCAUCAGCUACUACGACAGCCAAGGCAUCGUCUUCAGACACACCACAGAUAACAUAAUGAAGUACCUUCAGUCUGAAGCCAGAGAGAAGCAGCAGACAGCUUUCCAGAAAGGCUGGAAGAUUACCAUCAUCAAGGGCAUUCCUCAGCAGAGAAACGACAGCGACUGUGGAGUCUUCGUCCUCGAGUACUGCCGCUGUCUCUCGGUGAGGCAGCCUCUGCUCUUCAGUCAGGAGGACAUGCCGCGCAUACGCAAGAGAAUCCACAAGGAGCUGUGUGACUGUCGCCUUAACGAUUGAUCGAGUGAUAGACAGUCUCCUUCACUCACUGGCUGCUCGCCUGGUCACAUGGGACAGUCUGUCCAAGUGUGUCUUUGACAGCCUGUUACAUAACCGCUAACACAACCGACCUUCUGUACUCCAGGGAGCCCUGACUGACAGCUGACGGCUGCUCAUUGGGUUCAAAAACAUUCUGUAGCUAAGCAGAUUUUUACUUGCAAAGAACUACUGACGUGGCCCCCUACUGACCACCAGACAUGCUGGACCUGUGCCCAUCAGGUUGUUUUUAUGUUUUGACAUUUUCCUUUCCGAGUUCCUUUGGCAGUGGAUUUCAACCGAAUGCACCCAGCAGAGGACUGACUGAGGACAGAGGCGUUGGACCAGCCCGGACCAACGGGAGCUUCCAUCCCUAAAGGAGUGGCCUUUUCUCUCAGAUGGCCAUUUUAACCCGACUGACAUUUUUAACUGUUUCAUGCUGAACUUUAUGGUAGUACCAUACUUACAGUUAUGUGUUUUUUCUAACAUGUUGAAUUAAGUUAGGAUGUUUUGAUUCAGUGGACCAACCGUUCACUAAAAACUUGAAGGUUUAAGUUGGUUUCGUUACAGAUAUUUGCACGGUUAGAGGCCUAUCCAUUGAAGACUCUAUAACACCAACUGAAUGUACUGAUCCUGUAUUCUUCCUGGUUGCCUCAAAGGGUGGAGCUCCAUACAGGCUAAUAGCACAUGUUGGCUUGAUACAGGGAUAUCAUUUUGCAAGGUUGUUUUCAGGUUUUUGACACCGUACUAGCAAUAGUUUCUUAUUAAAUUCCAGUUUUUCCACAACAUUAUUUCUUGCUUUUUCAUUUUGCUGUGAUCACAGUUUUGCUCAAGCUUUUCCCUGCAUCGGUUUUACUUUUUAAAUCCACCAGUUUUAGUUAAAAACAGUUUCUCAUGCUGGUUAGAAGAGCUGUACUGCUAGCUGCUGAUGUUGACUUUAUAUUGCUGAGGCCUCGUGCUUCACAUGGACACAUUAACACAGGUUAAGUGUGUGUGAGUGGCCUCUUAACAGAGAAACAAGUGGACCUCAGUUAUUUUAAAUGUAAUCUUCUGUUCAGCCUAGAGUCUUUUGUUAUAUUCAGUUAUAUUUGUCAUGCGUAUUUGCAGAUUGUAUUGUACUCUUACAGCUCUACUACUGUACAUGCUUGCUUUGACUAAAACCCACGAUUGUUUCUGGGCUGUUUUUAUUGUUGAUAUUAAAAGGCAGACUUACUAGAUAAUCUCAUCACUGCAUCAAAAUCUAAAUUGAGUUUAUCUUUCCCCCUGAGGGAAAAAAAUCUAUUAUCAUUAUAACAUCUCAGCUGUCGUUGAUGAAAACCCCUGAAGUAUCUAUUUGAUGAAAAUGAUUAAAGAUCCAUGUACUUUU
Molecule: messenger RNA, 4155 nt
Organism: Trematomus bernacchii (emerald rockcod)
Lineage: Eukaryota; Metazoa; Chordata; Actinopteri; Perciformes; Nototheniidae
Exons: 10
Coding region: 507-2774 (755 amino acids)
Biological process (GO): protein desumoylation
Cellular component (GO): nucleus
Molecular function (GO): deSUMOylase activity
Source: RefSeq, a predicted model, not a curated record